This is a messenger RNA of Bolinopsis microptera, 3157 nucleotides long. RefSeq names its product pair-rule protein odd-paired-like. Gene Ontology annotation, biological process: regulation of transcription by RNA polymerase II. The transcript has 4 exons. The coding region runs from base 8 to 1204 and encodes 398 amino acids. Lineage: Eukaryota; Metazoa; Ctenophora; Tentaculata; Lobata; Bolinopsidae. Gene Ontology annotation, molecular function: RNA polymerase II cis-regulatory region sequence-specific DNA binding; DNA-binding transcription factor activity, RNA polymerase II-specific. The record is from RefSeq and is a predicted model, not a curated record.
AAACAAAAUGCAAGUUCCAGCACUCCUCCAAGUACCACCGCCUCCCCCCACCCUGUUCACAGAUUCCGCCUUCUCCAGCUACAAGACCAAUAAGGCCAGUCCCAAGAAGUUCAAGUGCCCCCAUCUGGGGUGCGACAGGAGCUUCGCCAAGUCCGACCAUCUCAGGACUCAUGUCAGAACUCACACUGGAGAGAGACCAUUCCGGUGUACUCACGAUGGAUGUCACAAGGAGUUCUCAGACCUGGCUAAUCUGAAGAGACACAUGAGGGUUCACACUGGUGAACGUCCCUUCACGUGCCCGGAGACAAGCUGUGGGAAACAGUUCUCAGUGUCCAGUAACCUCAAACAGCACAUGAGGGUACACACGGGGGAGAGACCCUACUCCUGUCCAAUAUGUGGCAAGGCUUUCGGUCACGUGAGCAGUCGGAGAAAACACAUGAACAUCCAUGAGGGUAGUUCCUUCAAGAACCUCCUAGAUAAGCGCUCCACAACAGACCAGCUCAAGAAGAUGAGUCCCCAGACAUCUCGAUGGAGGACCAACAACCUGGCCAGACGAGACCAGCACAUCAUGGGACACAUGGUCCGGAGACCCUCCUCUCGGGGAAGCGAGGGCAGCUACGAGUCCACCUCCCCCACCACCCUCCCCAGACUCUCUCCUGGAAACAUGGGCACCCCUGAAGGAGUGUACCACCGUGUGUCCCCUGGAGCAGACCCGCUCUCAGUCCCCUACUUCACCUUCCGACCUGAGCACCACAGGCUCUUCCACCCCCACCAGAGACAGGACACACUGGAGACAGUCCUCAGGAGACAGGAGACACGAGAUGUGAAGCCGUUGAGGAAGGAAGUAUCACGACCCCGGCCUUGCUACCCUGGUCAGGAGAAUACAAACACCCUCAACAUGAUGGUGAAACGAGAGUCACCUGUUAGCUCUACCAGCGAGAAUACCUACUCAGCGGAACCCAUGGAGACAGAGAACUCACUGAAACAGAGAACACGAGCACUAGAGGAACUGAAACAGGAGACAGUGAUCGCAGCGGGGAGGAUCGCUAUAGCCCGGUGUGCGGGGUUCAACAACGCUAUGGAGCUGGGAAGGUACGUGACCGUGGCUAUGGACACCUCCUACAAGAUCGCUAGUCUGGCUAUUUUCCUGUACCAGAACGCUAGGAUAACACCCAGACAGGUACCAGUCAGAACUAUUCAGUAGAUACAAGUGUGCUGAUGACGUCAUGUCGGACAGAACUAUGACAUCACGUCUAUUUGAUGACAUCACGUUUAUUUGGUGACGUCACGUUUAUUGUAUGACGUCACGGUUGAUUCUCGUCAUAUAACGAACCACUUUGCACUAUGACUGCGUCGUAUUGUUUUACGUUUGACAUUUGAUUUAUUAUUUUGAUUGUUAAUUAUAUUUUCACGGGAUUGUCGAAUAUACACUAUAUUAAAAGCCUGAUCGAUUUAGUUUGUUUGUUUGUUAUGAUUUGCAUAAAAGAGAUGAUGUCACAAGGAAUUUUUACAGAGUGAACUCGUAUUUGUGCAGGCCACUGAAAUUACGGAAGUUUCCUUUUGUGACAAAUAUUUUUAACUGAUUUGUACUACCGUACCUUAUUUGCACACGGACCCAUUUUUGAUAAGAACAGGAUAACUCGAUUUUUAACGGUAUUUUUAUCAAUUUUUAACGUAUUUAUAUCCCCAAAAGAAGCGUAACAUCUUUUUAAAGCAUCCAAUAAAAUUCACUGAAAAAAGACAAUUUUUUUGAGAAAAGACAAUUUUAUUAUUUAUCACCAAUUCAAUUAUGUCAAUGUCAUGGCCCAUACAUGGUGUAUGCAGGAAUUUCGUGGAUGCUAUUGAAAAAACAGAUUUUGAAGGGUCGUCAUCCUCAUUCCUCAUAAUGUCACUUAAUUUGAGAUUUCACGACCACGUGCAGUUGGUUUUAUGGCAUUCAUUUUUAUCGGAAGAGUCAAAAUAUAUCAAACUAUUGACAGUGCAUGCUUUAUUUGGGCCGUUAAAGGAGCUGAGCGUCAGUAAGGUUUAAGAAUGUUGAGUGUUUCACGAAUUAUUUUGACCGUUGAAGGGUUUUAUAGGACACCUAAAAAUAGCUUUGCCAUAAAAAUGGAUCUUUUUACCGAAAAUGUUUUAUCAUAGAUCAAACAAGAGCCUUUAACGGUAAAAUUUGCAUGUUGUUUCAGGAUGAUUCCUAGUAUUUAUUAAGUAAUUAUUUGAUAAUAUUUAACAUGGUUAGGUUUUUACGCGAUGUUUUGUUUCGAGCAUUUUAUUGUUUUUAAGGUUUUCUGGUAAAAUCUGAUAUUACCCAGAGCAUGAGCAGGACAUUUUAAUCACGUCCGAAGAACAUCAACUUUCCGAUCGAUCAAUUAAUUUACGAUAUCGUACUUCAUGGAUAUCAUUACAAUUGUUUAGUUAUUUUCUUAUAGUCAGAUGAUUGUUUGGAUUGUUUGAACAAUGAAUGCUUAUGUUAUAUUGAUUUUGCAAUAUGUUUAUGAGAAAACUUAAAACCUUUAUAACGUGAACUACUAUAUACUGGAUUUUCUUUCUGUACCGUGCAUUCUUCGUUUCCUGAUAAGCCCGGUAUAAAGAGGUUUUACUGCAGUAAGAGUAUUCAGAUAUUUUCCUAUUAGGGAUCGUUCACAUAUCACGUAAUCACUAUUUGGAAUCUUUUACCCUCCCCCUCCGUAAUCAGUUUUACACAUAGCUAUUGUGUCAAAAUUACACUAGCGUAAUCAUUCGGAAACCCCCCCCCCCCGCCCCCCCCCCCCCUCUGCUGAUUACGUAAUAUGUGAACGACUCCUUACAAGUGGCGAUCCUCAGGGAUCAGAUUAUUACGUGAACGCAUGGAAUGAUCAAAUGUUCAGCCAAUUUAACUCUGUGCUUUUGCGUGUAAUUCUAAGUUAAAGUAAUGUUGUAAAAAGUAAUAUUACUCCUAAUUUAAACUGUAUUGUAACUAGUCUAGAAUAAUUGCGUUAAUUUCACAUUAUCUAGUUGCUCAAGUUUGUUUGUUAGUUUGUUAAGUGAGACCUUAGAUAAUAUAAAAUGAGAAUCCAGUCCUCACUGUCGAUGCUUUUCUUGAUAUCAGUUUGUUUUACUGAGAACGAUUUGUCAUUCGAAAUUAUUGUAUAACUAUUAUUGGUUAAGUUUCCAUUGUGAA